This is a messenger RNA of Schistocerca gregaria, 2726 nucleotides long. Its product is annotated as ATP-dependent zinc metalloprotease YME1L-like. Bases 22 to 2442 code for a protein of 806 amino acids. Lineage: Eukaryota; Metazoa; Arthropoda; Insecta; Orthoptera; Acrididae. Gene Ontology annotation, molecular function: ATP hydrolysis activity; ATP binding; ATP-dependent peptidase activity. The record is from RefSeq and is a predicted model, not a curated record. Gene Ontology annotation, cellular component: mitochondrial inner membrane. Gene Ontology annotation, biological process: protein quality control for misfolded or incompletely synthesized proteins; mitochondrion organization. The transcript has 15 exons.
UCUUUUGCCGUGUACGUUGACAUGUUAUGGAGACGUAUAGUACUUUUUUUUUUGUAUGUAUUUACGAGAUAUGUCCACAAAGUGCACAAAAACUGUUCAGAAUCAAUAUUAAAGAACUUCUUGUCUUUAAAAAUAUCUUUGAUUGAUGGCAGCUCCAAAAUUAAAAGUAAAAAUUUAUCCUGGAGACCUUCCAGAACAAAGUCAUUACCUUGGCUGGUAUCAUAUAAAUCAGCAGACUCAUCUUUUGAGAAUAAACAUGAAUCAUUUGUUGACAGUUUUCCCAUUUGUUCAAAUAUUGCCAUCUCAGCUAAAUUCCACAGAAGUUUACUGCAGAGCUGUUAUUACUGUUGUCCACUUCUUGGUGUCUCAGCAGCAGGUUUCACGACGGAAUGUAGUAUCCAGUUUGAAAAAACAAGAAAUCAGAACCUGAUUUUAAAACUAUGCAAUUCACUGGAGCUGAAUUUUCCAGCCAGCAGUGUCCAUGAUGGACAUAUUUAUAGAAUAGCGGAUUCUGAAAUUGAAGGACUAGAAGAUGUCUCAGCAGCGGGUUUCAAGACAGAAUGUAGUUUCCAGUUUGAAAAACCAAGAAAUCAAAACUUGAUUUUAAAAUUAUGUGAUUCACUGGAGCCAAAUUUAUCAGCCAGCAGUACCCAAGAUGGGCAUGUUUAUAGACUAGUUGAUUCUCAAACUGAAGGAUGGAAAGGUCUCACAUCUGACUCCUUACCUCCAGAAAAAGAACAACAAAGAAAGAAAGUGGAUUUUGCACAGAGCUACCUUGGUGAAAAUGGAGAGAGUUCUCCAGGCCAAUUUAUGAAAUUGCUGGAAGUAAUAGAGAAGUUAUUAAAUAUCAUUGUGUUAGUAAUGGUGAUAGCUUGUUUUGCAAUAUUUAUUUUGUUAAUGGGAUUUGGCUUUUGGCUAGAUAGACUAGGCAGCCAAAGAGAAGUGGACCCUGAAGAGACAAGGGUCACAUUUGAGGAUGUAAAAGGGGUUGAUGAGGCAAAACAAGAAUUGAAAUGUUUAGUUGAAUUCUUGAAGAAUCCAGGAAAGUUUUCAGCAUUGGGUGCCAAGCUUCCUAAAGGCAUUCUGCUUGUUGGACCUCCAGGCACUGGAAAAACCCUUCUAGCUCGUGCUGUAGCAGGUGAAGCUGGGGUGCCAUUCUUUCAUUCAUCAGGUUCAGAAUUUGAUGACAUCCUUGUUGGCCAAGGAGCUGCAAGAGUUCGCAGUCUCUUCAGAAGAGCAAAAACCUGUGCUCCAUGUAUAAUAUUUAUUGAUGAAAUAGACUCCAUUGGAGCAAAACGUACAAGCUCAAACUUCCAUCCUUACGCAAACCAAACAAUUAACCAGUUAUUAUCUGAAAUGGAUGGAUUUGAUCAGAAUCAGGGAGUGAUUGUCCUUGGAGCUACAAACAGGAGGGAUAGUUUAGAUAAAGCUCUUAUCCGUCCAGGAAGAUUUGAUGUUGAAGUAACAGUACCUGUGCCUGAUUAUGUGGGACGUAAGGAAAUCCUUGACUUAUACUUGGGUCGUAUACUCAGCAGGGAUGUUGAUGUUGAAAUGUUAGCACGAGGUACUACUGGUUUCACAGGAGCAGACCUCGAAAGUAUGGUGAACCAAGCAGCAAUUAGAGCUGCUAUUGAUGGUGAUGAUUCUGUUUCUAUGAAGCACCUUGAAGAUGAAAGGGACAAGGUUCUUAUGGGUCCUGAAAGAAAAUCGAGAAUACCUGAUGAGGAAACAAAUACAAUAACAGCUUAUCAUGAAGGUGGUCAUGCAAUUGUUGCCUAUUACACGAAAGAUUCACAUCCACUGCAUAAAGUGACUAUUAUUAGACGUGGUUCAUCUCUUGGCCAUACUGCAUACAUGCCAGAAAAAGAGAGCUACUAUGUUACAAAGUCACAGUUAAUGGCUGUGUUGGAUAUGCUGAUGGGUGGUCGAGCAGCUGAAGAGCUCAUCUUUGGUCCUGAUAAAAUAACUUCAGGAGCCUCAAGUGAUUUAAAGCAAGCAACUUCUAUCGCAACCUCUAUGGUUAAAGAAUGGGGAAUGUCUACAACUGUUGGCCUCCGGACAUACGAUAACCAUGACAAAUUAUGGGUUAAUGAACUUAGCCCAGGCACAGCAGAACUGGUUGACAGUGAAAUUAAAAGACUAUUGAUGGAAUCAUAUGAACGUGCAAAGAGCAUUCUCAAAGCUCAUCACAGUGAGCACAAAUUACUGGCAGAAGCUUUGCUGAAGUAUGAGACACUUAAUGCUGAAGAUAUUAAAGAAAUAAUAAAGAGCAAAGAUACAGCAAGCACAAGUCGACUUGGGUGGAGGUCUCUGUCUGUCACCAAAUGCAAGAAAACUGAUCUGAUGUGGCACCCUCAUUUGCAAUCAUGCUGUGUCAGCGAUAAAGUCGGAAUGAAAUAUCCACAACAUUCCUCAUACUUCACACACAGUUUGAGAUAUUGAAAUGAGAUUUUGGCAAAUGACGGCACACAAAGGUGAGAGUAUUUUGCUAUGUGGUUAUUACGCAAAACUUCAUUAUCUACCAUGUUAUUCCACUAACGUGCUCUACUGGGGCUGUCAGAGAGACGAUAAAUUAAUCAGACGCUUCCAUCCCAUGGGAACAUAGUGAAUAAGCACAAACUUGGGCCUUUUUUUAUUAGAAAUGAAAAAUCACAUGAAAUUUCCUUGACAGUAGAGACAUGGGAAUAUGUAUCUCUUAUACCAAUUAAAAAUUCAAAUUAUGCGGA